Messenger RNA from Mytilus trossulus (common blue mussel), 1082 nucleotides. Its product is annotated as hippocalcin-like protein 1. Gene Ontology annotation, molecular function: calcium ion binding. The coding region runs from base 265 to 813 and encodes 182 amino acids. NCBI's taxonomy places the organism in Eukaryota, Metazoa, Mollusca, Bivalvia, Mytilida, Mytilidae. The record is from RefSeq and is a predicted model, not a curated record. The transcript is spliced from 3 exons.
CCAUUUAACCAUAGAAUAAUAUAUGUAAACAACAAUAUACGAAUUUAAUUCUGCAUAUGAGUUUUGUGAUCCUUUAAAUUUAAAAACAUUCCUUGGUAUUGUUUAAGGUAUUGUACCGAAUGAAUAGGUCCAAUGAAUGAAUAGUAAAGCGUUGCCAACAUUGAAUGAUUUACCGUUAUUGUGCAAACUUCCUCUUUCAGGUAUAGCAUGUCAAAGUUAAGGACGGAUUAGAAACAAAAAGAUUAUACUAAUGAAAAGGCAAGAAUGGGAGGCAAACCGAGUACUAUUCCAAAGAAGGAGCUGCAAGAGAGAUUUCAUCUGACAAACCAACAAUAUGAAGAUCUAAAACAAAUUUUCAAAGAAAACUCAAAAGGCAAAAGUGAAUUAUCUAAAAAGGAAUUUCGACGUGUCUAUAGUGGACGUUUUCCUGGGAACGCCACUAAGUUUGCAGAUAAAAUGUUUGACUGCUUUGAUACAGACGGCAGUGGAACUGUGGAUUUUACUGAAUUUGUGAUAGGAAUUUGUAUGAUGGACAGUGAUAAAGUUGAAGAUAAAAUCAAUAUUGCAUUUUCAUUAUUCGAUUCGGAUAAAAGUGGAUCUAUAGACCGAGUUGAAGUCAGAGAUCUUCUACGGGCCUACAACGACCUAUUUGGGUCUUCUGCGAACGAAAUAAAUCCACAAACAGUAGCAAAUCAGUUGUUCGACGCCAUGGAUAGAAAUAAUGACGAUGUAAUUUCAAAAGAAGAGUUCACAUCAGCUGUGCAUAAAAUACCAGAACUUCUUAAUCUCAUUCGACCUGAUCCUGGAGAUUAAAAAAAUGUUAUCCGUAAAAAAUCUGUUCUACACAAUGAAGUUGAUUUAAAAACGGGUUCAAACAUACAGCAUUUCUCCGUCAUUUUAGAUUACUGUGUGCUUUAUGAUCAAAUCUAAAAACAACUCUUCAAAUAUUUUGAAUUUAGUAUGAUAGUCCUGUCCACAGUAUAUAUUAUGUAACCUGAUGUUAAUUACUAUAACUAGUAAAAGAACGUCUUUAUAUGUAACCCAUACCUUUUCAAAUAAAAUCGCAUUGCAACUGUUACAAA